Messenger RNA from Melampsora larici-populina 98AG31, 648 nucleotides. RefSeq lists its product as uncharacterized. The record is from RefSeq and is a predicted model, not a curated record. The transcript has 5 exons. Bases 1 to 648 code for a protein of 215 amino acids. Gene Ontology annotation, molecular function: 5'-deoxynucleotidase activity. NCBI's taxonomy places the organism in Eukaryota, Fungi, Basidiomycota, Pucciniomycetes, Pucciniales, Melampsoraceae. Gene Ontology annotation, cellular component: cytoplasm.
AUGCAAAACUCGGAAAACAAGGAUGGAAUGCUUCAGUUUAUGCACAUCAUCGAGAAACUCAAGACUACCAAACGAGCAGGAUGGGUACGAGAGGAAGCAAAACAACCGGAAAGCAUCGCAGAUCAUAUGUACAGGAUGGCUAUGCUGGCGAUGAUGUCACAAGACGACCCAGCUUUGGAUGUUCCCAAGUGCGUGAUGCUUGCAAUUGUGCAUGAUUUGGCUGAAGCGGAAGUGGGAGAUAUUACGCCGCUCGAUGGAAUUUCUCGAGAAGAGAAACAUCGUCGGGAAGAACAGGCCAUGAAGCGGUUCACCCACGAACUUCUGCCUGCUGGUUCCGUGGCUGGUAAACGGAUAUGGGAUCUGUGGCAAGAAUACGAACAGGGCGAAACAAGGGAGGCUAAAUUUGUCAAAGAUAUCGAUCGAUUUGAGUUGGCUCUGCAAGGUGUCGAAUACGAAAAGAGUGGGGUCUCUGUUCAGGUCUCUUUCAGUAUUUCCAACAUAGGUGCAAGCCGACUGAUUUUCAAUGUAUCUUUACUAGGGGACAACCUGGAAAAACUCCAACCCUUUUUUGAUACCACUAUACCACACAUCACUCAUCCGGAGGUAAAAAUGUGGGCUAAUAAACUGUACGUCAUUUUAUUUUACUGA